UCACGUUCUGUUUUAAAGCUUCAAAAACAUCAUCACUAAAAUUAUUUAAAACAGAUCUCGUCAUUUUACUAGUUUUCCUUAGCAAUGGGAGCACGACCAGUUUUUCUUUCACUUACAAUCUUCAUCAUCAUCGGCAUCCAAUGUGUAUAUUCGACUACAUUUACAUUUACCAACUAUUGUAGUUACACGGUAUGGCCUGGAUUGUUAGCAAGUUCAGGGUCACCACCAUUGGAAAACACAGGCUUCGUUCUCCAAAAAGGAGGGUCUAAGUCAAUUUCGGCCCCGACAUCAUGGUCAGGUCGUUUCUGGGGUCGAACCCUUUGUACUCAAGAUUCUACAACAGGUAAAUUCACUUGUGUAACAGGUGAUUGUGGCUCAGGACAGAUUGAAUGCGCAGGAAGAGGUGCCGUACCACCAGCUACACUGGCAGAGUUCACACUCAACGGUUCAGGUGGUUUAGAUUUCUACGAUGUGAGUUUAGUCGAUGGUUACAACAUUCAGAUGUUAGUGGUUCCUAAAAGUGGGUCUGCUGGUACUGGUAAUUGCAAUACCACUGGAUGCCUUGUUGAUCUCAACGGAAUGUGUCCAACUGAAUUGAAGGUGCUCUCGUCAGAUUCAUCAACGCCAAAUGUAGCUUGUAAAAGUGCGUGUGAAGCGUUUGGUGAAGAUCAAUAUUGUUGCAAGGGUGCUUACGCUAAUCCAGACACAUGCCAUCCGUCUUCGUAUUCGGAGAUCUUUAAACACGCUUGUCCACGUGCCUACAGCUACGCCUACGAUGACGGAACGAGUACCUUUACUUGUGCUUCUUCUCAAUCCGAUUACCUUAUCACUUUCUGUCAACCUUCGGCUAACAGUCAGAAGUCAUCGAAUUAUCCAGAGGCAGCUAUGUAUUUUAUGGGAAAUGACAGUAAUAACCAAGACGAAUACGACACGAGCAUCGCGUCAUCCACGAGGCUUCAACAUGGGGAUGGUAGGAUCCUACUACUUGUAAUAAUCAUCAUGGCUGUUGCCAUCUCAUUUUGUACCAGCAAUUUAGUCCUACCUAGCUUAUGACAAAAAGACUAGCCGUUAUUGCAUGAUCACAUCAUGAGUAGCCGAGCACGGGCUGAUGGGAUUGAAAAUUAGGGUGAGCAUACUGUCCUUUAUAGUGAGAGUGAGGACCUAUCACAUUUACACAUUUACUUGUCUGGGAGUAUAUCAAGUUAUGAAGAGAAGAACUUUUCAAAAUCGCAGCCAGCACUUAUCAGCAUCACUACUGCUCAACUCAUCAGUAUGGGGUAGUAUAUAAGAAGUCAUGGAGGAAGAGAAGAACUUUACAAGCUAACAAAUGAGAUUGGUUAUGAGGCAUGGUCUUCCAUGUUCCGAGUGUUAGUGUGAACACGCACUAAUUUAUCUUUUCACUUUUAAACUUUAUUUUUACUGUUGGAAUGUUAUACUACCUUUUUCUUUCUUUUCUUAAUAGAGAAU
Papaver somniferum (opium poppy) is the source of this 1467-nucleotide messenger RNA. RefSeq names its product thaumatin-like protein 1b. Gene Ontology annotation, cellular component: extracellular region. The coding region runs from base 85 to 1053 and encodes 322 amino acids. Gene Ontology annotation, biological process: defense response. Lineage: Eukaryota; Viridiplantae; Streptophyta; Magnoliopsida; Ranunculales; Papaveraceae. The transcript has 3 exons. The record is from RefSeq and is a predicted model, not a curated record.